GCUGGAUGGUUUACAGCUGUUGCCGCUAGACGGUGACAACAGCUUCCUGUAAACAUUCAAAACCGCGCUGAGCUUGAAAGCUUGAUGAAGUAAUGUAUUUUACGAUGCAUUUAACCCAGGAAAGCUUGAUUGCGUGAAAUAUUCACUUCAGGCAAAUCACUAUGGACCAGAAUUACUUGAUCGUCGUAUCUAUAUUGGAAGGUCGAUACUUUCCGAGCCGUUCGAACUGCUCGUUGAUUGUAGAAGCCAAGUUCGACGGAGAAACGAUGACCACCGAUCCAGUUCCACACUCCUGCAAUCCAAACUUCAACACAGAGCUGGCGUGGUGUGUGGAUCGGAGGUCGUUGCAUUUACAUCGUAUGGGUAGAACACCCGUCAAGUUACAGUGCACAGCAGUGGACAACUCUGGCAAAACCGAAGUUUGCGGAUACUUGGUACUCGAGAUACGGAGCAUCCAGAAAGGAAAAAAGCUUGCAAAAUGGCUCCCCCUGUUGAACACCAAGUAUCACGGAUCAAAGCCUGAACUUCAAAUCGGUAUGCACUUGGAGAGUGAUUCUGUGGAGAACCCCCCCGUGAACGUCAACAAGGAUCGUGUGCUCGGACAGGUGGUUAACGCCGAGAGGACGAAAGUGCAACAGGGAUCACAGUCUUCAGAAGACACAGCGGAGGAACUCAUUCCGCGACUUAAUGUCGAAAACAGCUGCAUUGAAAUCGGACCAGCAUCUGCCAUUACGCAGUUGUACAUGUAUGGUGUCACGGUGUCAUUUGCAGCUAACCUCAACCAGCUUGUUGCAAAAAAUGAUAAGACAAAAUUGCAACCUCCUUACCAUUUCCUGUACCACCUGCUUGGACACGAGGUAACCACGGAGAACUUUGACAGCCUGUCCAAUCCAAAGUUUCCAGCCGAGAGGGCAUCUGUUAGGAUCUACAGCAGCCCCGAUAUCUUACAGAAGUAUUUCAGGGCUAACUCAUCACUCCAGAUCCUGCUCUGUUGUGUGGAUUCCAUCUUUGGAGAAGCAGUCAUUCCGCUGGAUCAGUUCAGCUCCGGAUCUGCAGUGCCAAAGUACCCAGCGCUGAUUGAGGGUAUCUUUCAGUUGCAUCCUGUCCCACCAAAUAAAGAACUCAGUAGUCAUGUCAAGCCAGAAUAUCGUCCUGUUGUUGGAGUUCAAGUGGAAAUAUACUUUCCAGACCCAGAAUCUGGGAAAGGAAAUCUGAGCGAUCCAGAACUUGACACGUCAGUGACGGUAGAUUCUCUCGCAUCAAAGGAACGUUCCCCAAGAAGAGCGAACAGCCUUGACCGCGGAAGACACACUCCACGUUGGAGGAAGGAGGAGCAACAGCGACUGGAAUAUUCUCCACCACAGCGACUCGCGAAGCAAAAGGACACUGUACCGAGUAAUGCUCAAGAGGAACAGCGUGUACAAGACUCCACAGUCACUGAUGCAGUCCCUGAAACGUCAGUUUUAGUGACAGAAGUUGAAAGAGACGAACAGAUUCACCACUAUUGCUUCACAUUAGACCUCCGUAGCAUCUACUUGUAUCCACCGUGUCCUGAAAUUCAGAGUUACGUCAGGUACCACUAUCCAUUCUUUGGGACUUCGUCACCCUUUGAAUCCGAGAUGUGGACGGAUUUGCGAAGAAAUGCUCAAGUAACUAUAAAGGGCGGGUACUGUACGUUCAACUUUGCCUCAACGCUUGCUAUGGUGGAAGAUGCCUUCAAGGAGUUGCCCUUAUGUGUAGAGGUCGUCUGCCAAGACAGGGGAAAGGAAUGCUUGUUUGGAACAGCUGACAUACAUCUAGAAGCUAUCUUCUCCUGCCCUACAACUUCAUUUGUGAGCGAAGGUGGCAAGGUCGGAUAUCGAAAAAUUCUGACAUCAAAGGUUCCUAUAUCGAUUUCUGGAGGAACGAUUGCCGGUGAACUGCAAGCUGUGAUCAGCUUGGACGAUCUAGGCGUCACAACACUUCCCGCCGGAGCAUCCAUUGGGGACGUUGGAAAAAUGCCUUCAAAGCAAACAACUCCAACCAAAAAGAACUCGAAAAUAGCGACCGAAGAGGAAGUUACAGCGAUGCUCACGGAACUGGAAGUUUGGAAACAACAACAAGAGAUAUUAUUUCGAAAGCAGUUAAAAGAAAAAGAAGAUGCCCACUUGAAAGCUUUGACAGAAGAGUGGAAACAACAUGACAUGGAGCGUGAGCACAUAAUGAAGAGAAAGUUGAAAGAAUAUCAGAACCUAGAUGAGAGGCUCAAAGCAGCACUGGAGGAUGUUGAGAAGCGGGAACAGAGCCUGAUGAAGCAAGAGGCUGAGAUAGCAAAGCAGAAGUCAGAGUUCCAGUUUCUGAAGACGCGGGUACAGCGCGAAACGAAGGAGGCCAUUAGUCGAUCUCUCAACGAAUACGAACACUUGCUCGAACUGGAGAGGAAGAAAAGUUCAAGUCUAGAGAAAGAGAACGCGAAAUUAAUGGCGCAGGUGUGCGGCCUUGACCGGCAAAUCAAGGAAAAGGAAAAGGCGCUCGAGGCAAUGAAAAAUAGUCAGAGGACAUCGCUCUCGAAUGACAUGAAGAUGAAGACAGAUUACGAUAAGCUCUUUACAGAAAAGAUUCAGCUUUCAAAAGAACUUCACGGGGCUUAUGAGCAACAACAGCACUACAAAGAAAAGUGGUGCUCUGUAACACAGGAACUUCAAGAGUGCAAAAAAAAGCUAGAAGGAUUUCAACGUGAAACCUUGAGGACCCAGAUGGACGAAGUGGAGGCCCUGUAUCAGAGAUCAAGGGCAAGGUUCGGACAGAGGUUGACUUCCGAAGGGGGAGAUGCAGCGCAAGACAAGAUACCACCACAAGUCCAGACGACAAAAAGUGGUAGCACAACAACAGAGCAGAGAAGUUCACCAUCAGAUUUGGGUGUGGAUGAUCGCACCGCCAAGUGGACGGGUGGAGCGUGGAAUCAACACAUCAGGCGUCUCAUUGGAGAACGCGACACUUUGCUCAAGACAGGAGUUUACAAGAGUGGGGACAGGAUUAUUCUCGAGCUAAACAGACACAUUACGGAGGCCCUUGCGAGGGAAAAUAAGUGAUCAUUGUGAAGCUGACCCAACAAGGCCAAUUUGUAUCCCUUGGGCUUUUCCCAUGCUCAGCUCAUGUUCACGUCUCAGCCGAUGUUCAGCCGAUGUUCAUGUCUCAUGACACAAGAAGCAUUGCCACGGCCAGUGUUAUUGUUAAGGGACAUAUUACUGUCACAAAACUUUUCCAUGCUAGAAUUAUGCCCUUAUUGUGCAGCAGCGAAGCUCUGGCUGGUCACAGGACAUCUGUGUUGUAAUACAUCAUAAAAGAGGUCCACAGCACAAGAAUGGACUGGGUCCCCGCUAAGUUGAACUUGACUCACAACAUCAAGAAGGUAUCCAAGGAGAGCAAAAGUACUAGAACACUGUUACCAACUCUAUCCCUGUCAGGGAUUACAGAGAGCCUAUAAUGUAACAAUCACAAGAAAUUUUGGGUUUCGUAAUGUGGAACGUUAUCACCUGUAAUGGUGCCAAUAUGCAAUCAUUUUAUGGGCAUAAAAUUUUGUACAGUUUAUGGGUGCCGUUAUCAUCGCUUUUAAGCAGACAUCACAAAAUUCAUCAUUCAUCACGUCGAAGAUAACCAUUUUUCACUCAUGCAAUCUCAUUUAUAUUUAUUAAGACUAUAUAAGAUGGUUGAAAAUGAUCUGUGGUUUUAUCGUUAAUAAAUUGUAGUGUUAGUUUUGUAUGCAGUUCUAGCAUUUUCUUGACCCCCCCCCCCAAAAAAAAAAAAAAGAAGAAAGGUUGAAAGAGACAUAGGUGGCAGUGACUGUUGUAAUUUUGUCAAUUCUGAGUUAGUUUUUGUAGUAAAGUUUAGAUACAGUACUAAUUGGGUACUGCAUUAUUAAAUUACUGCAAAUCUAGUCUCCUCAUAAGAUCAUAUCCAAUAAGAACAAACAUGUGGGACCUUUUUGGACAGCAGCCGACUGGACUCAGAACUUGUCUUUUGUAACUCUUGCUUUUCUGCAGCCAAAUGUGUCUUCCAUGCAAUGAGAUUAUAUUUCACUUGUUAAGAAUUGCCUGAAUGAUUACAGUUGUCCUUUUUCUUCUUUCUUUUAAAGGCACAGACAACGUACACAAUAAUGAAUGCUUAUGCAAAAGUUGAUUUGCUGUUCAAGGUCUAUUUUUAUAUGACAAAUUGGGUAUAAAUAAAGAACUCUCAAUGCA
Molecule: messenger RNA, 4220 nt
Organism: Ornithodoros turicata
Lineage: Eukaryota; Metazoa; Arthropoda; Arachnida; Ixodida; Argasidae
Product: centrosomal protein of 120 kDa-like
Exons: 19
Coding region: 162-3071 (969 amino acids)
Biological process (GO): positive regulation of centriole elongation; centrosome cycle; interkinetic nuclear migration
Cellular component (GO): centriole; centrosome
Source: RefSeq, a predicted model, not a curated record